AUGCCAGGUGCCUAUAAGGGUGAAUGUGGGGAUGAUGUGGACCCCAUGCCGUUCCUGAACCCGUCCGAGUCGGAGAAACUCGAGGCAGUGGCGAAGCCCUAUGACAUUAAGAAAUCCUGCUGGGUGCAUGAUGAAAAAGAAGGCUUCAUAGCCGGAGAGGUUCAGACCGACGACGGUGAACGUGUCACUGUCAAGACCGUUAAAAACACUACGGUCACAAUUAAGAAGGAUGACGUUCAGCAAAUGAACCCUCCAAAGUUCUAUCAGGCCAGCGACAUGGCUAACCUGACCUUCUUGAACGAGGCCAGCGUUUUGGACAACCUUCGCCAGCGAUAUAUUUGCAUGAGAAUCUAUACGUACUCAGGCUUGUUCUGCGUGACCAUCAACCCUUACAAAUGGCUCCCCAUCUAUGGUUCAAAAGUGGCCAUGAUGUUCAAAGGGAAGAAGCGCAAUGAGGUUCCUCCCCAUCUCUUCUCCAUCUCUGACAACGCCUAUCAUGACAUGAUGAUGGAGCAUGAAAAUCAGUCUAUGCUUAUCACUGGAGAAUCUGGUGCCGGCAAAACUGAGAACACAAAAAAGGUCAUCCAGUACUUUGCCAACGUGGGGGCCACAGGAGGAAAGCAAUCCUCCGACUCUAAGGGAUCCCUGGAAGAUCAAAUUAUCCAGGCUAACCCUGUACUAGAAGCCUUCGGCAAUGCCAAAACCACCAGGAACAACAACUCAUCUAGAUUUGGGAAAUUUAUCAGAAUCCACUUUGGGCCAACAGCUAAGCUGGCUGGUGCUGACAUUGAGAGUUACCUGCUGGAGAAGUCCCGUGUCAUCUCUCAGCAAGCAGCAGAGCGUGGCUACCACAUAUUCUAUCAGCUGCUUUCUGGGAAGAAGCCUGAGCUGAUCGAAACAUUGCUGUUAGCACCAGACCCCAGUCAAUAUGUUUGGGUCUGUCAAGGUGUGACUGUGGUUGACAACAUGGAUGAUGGUGAAGAACUGUUGCUCACCGAUAUUGCAUUUGAUGUGCUGGGCUUCACUCCAGAGGAGAAGCUCAGUAUCUAUAAGCUAACUGGAGGCAUUAUGCACUUCGGAAACAUGAAAUUCAAGCAGAAGCCAAGAGAGGAGCAGGCUGAAGUUGACACCACUGAGGUGGCUGACAAAGUUGCCCAUCUCAUGGCGAUUAACUCUGGUGAGCUGCAGAAGGGCAUCACCAGGCCCCGUGUGAAGGUUGGCAAUGAGUUUGUGACCAAAGGUCAGAACCAAGACCAAUGUGUGUAUUCAAUUGGAGCCCUGGCAAAAGCUGUCUAUGACAGAAUGUUCAAGUGGAUGGUCACCAGGAUCAACAAGACCCUCGACACCAAGAUGCAGCGCCAGUACUUUAUUGGUGUGCUUGACAUUGCUGGCUUUGAGAUUUUUGAGUUUAACAGCUUUGAACAGUUGUGUAUCAACUUCACCAAUGAGAAACUGCAACAGUUUUUCAAUCACCACAUGUUUGUGCUGGAGCAAGAGGAAUACAAAAAGGAGGGCAUUGACUGGGUCUUUAUUGACUUUGGUUUGGAUCUUCAAGCUUGCAUUGAGCUUCUAGAGAAGCCAAUGGGAAUCUUCUCCAUCCUGGAAGAGCAGUGUGUGUUUCCCAAAGCUACCGAUGCCACCUUCAAGGCUGCGUUGUAUGACAAUCAUCUAGGCAAGUCCAACAACUUUCUCAAGCCCAAGGGGGGGAAGAAAGGCCCAGAAGCUCACUUUGAACUGGUCCACUAUGCUGGCACUGUCGGAUACAACAUCACAGGCUGGCUGGAAAAGAACAAGGAUCCCCUGAAUGAAACUGUAGUCGGCCUUUUCCAGAAAUCUGCUAUGCCUCUUCUGGGUCUCCUUUUCAAAGAGGAGGAGGCUGCUGCAGGGACCAAGAAGCAGAAGAAGGGCUCAUCUUUCCAGACCGUCUCUGCUUUCUACAGGGAGCAGCUGAACAAGCUGAUGACAACCCUGCGCAGCACUGCUCCACACUUUGUGCGUUGCAUUGUACCUAAUGAGUUCAAGCAAUCGGGUGUGUGUGAUGCAUCCCUAAUCUUGCACCAACUGGCAUGUAACGGUGUGCUGGAAGGAAUUCGCAUCUGUAGAAAGGGCUUCCCAAACAGACUCCAGUACCCAGAGUUCAAGCAAAGGUAUUAUAUCUUAAAUCCCAACGUCGUCCCUAAGGGAUUUGUCGACAACAAAAAAGCCUCAGAGCUGAUUUUGGGCUCUAGCGGCUUGGAUGGUUCUGAGUACAAAAUAGGGCACACAAAGGUAUUCUUCCGGGCCGGUGUGCUGGCCAAACUUGAGGACAUGCGAGAUGAGAGACUAGCAAAAAUUAUGACUAUGCUUCAGUCACGUGCACGUGGGUUCCUCAUGAGAAUUGAGUUCAAGAAAAUGCUUGAGAGAAGAAUUGGUCUCAUUGCUAUCCAGCGCAAUGUGCGUAAGUUUCUGCAGCUCCGCUACUGGGGAUGGUGGAAGCUUUAUACCAAGGUCAAGCCAUUGCUGAAUGUUGCACGCCAGGAGGAUGAGAUGAAGGCCAAGGAAGAAGAGCUGCGACAAGCAGCAGAGAAGACACAAGACAUGAUCAACAAGCUCAAGGAGCUUGAGGAGAAGGUGGCUUCUCUCUCUCAAGAGAAAAAUGACUUGGCCCUGGCUCUGACAGCGGAGCAAGACACGACAGCAGACGCAGAAGAGCGCUGCACACAGCUGAUGAAACAGAAGGUCAAUUUGGAGAGUGAGAUCCAGGAUAUGAAAGAACGCUUGGAGGAGGAAGAGAGUGCAGCCAACAGCUUGGGCGCAAAUAAGCGCAAACUGGAGGGGGAACUUAACGAUCUCAAGAGGGACCUUGAGGCUCUGGAAUCUACCCUCGCCAAGACAGAGAAGGAAAAACAGGCUCUGGACCACAAGGUGCGCAGCCAAACUGUAGACUUGGGCCAAAGGGAUGACAGCAUUGCAAAGCUGCAAAAGGAGAAGAGGGCUUUGGAGGAGGUCCAUCAGAAAACUUUAGAUGACCUUCAGGCUGAGGAAGAUAAGGUGAACCAUCUCAACAAGAACAACAGCAAACUUACCACUCAGAUUCAUGAGUUGGAGGACAACUGGGAGCAAGAGAAGAAAAUUCGUGCCGAGGUGGAGAAAGCACGCCGCAAGGCAGAGGCCGACCUGAAAAUGACAAUAGAAAACCUCAACGAGAUGGAGAGGGCUAAAAUUGAUCUGGAGGAAAUUGUGAAAAAGAGAGAUAUUGAGAUCAACAGCUUGAAUACCAAGUGGGAGGAUGAACAGUCACUGAACUCCACAUUACAGAGGAAGCUCAAAGAACACCAGUCUCGCAUUGAGGAGCUUGAAGAGGAGCUGGAAGCUGAGAGGGCUGCAAGAGCCAAGGUGGACAAACAACGGGUUGAACUCUCCCGAGACCUGGAAGACCUUGGAGACAGACUAGAAGAAGCAGGUGGUGCAACUGUUGCACAGAUUGAGCAGAACAGGAAAAGGGAAGCCGAACUGCUCAAACUGCGACGCGAGCUGGAGGAGGCAGCCCUGCAGUCAGAGGCCACUGUUUCUGCUCUGCGUAAGAAGCACUCUGAUGCCAUGGCUGAGAUGGCAGAGCAUGUGGACAACCUACAGCGUGUGAAGGUCAAAUUAGAAAAAGACAAACAAGCGAUGAAGGCCGAGAUCGAUGACCUCAAUGCCACUAUUGAAUCAGUUCAGAAGUCCAAGUUAAAUUCUGAAGCUCACAUUCGCAAGCUGGAAGAUGCUCUAGCUGAGGCUAAUGCCCGGAUUGCAGAGAUGGAGAGAAGCCAAACAGAGUUGAAUGCCAUCAAAAUCCGUCUCUCUGCUGAGAACAGCGAUCAGAGCCGUGAGCUGGAGGACCUGCAGAGCAAACUGAGCCAGAUGGUCCGUGUGAAGACCACACUCACUUCUCAGACGGAUGAACUCAAGAGGCAGAUGGAUGAAGAGUCUAAGGCUCGCAGUGCAGCAGUGGUCAGCCUUGCCAAUGCCCGACAUGACCUAGACCUGAUGAAGGAGCAGCUGGAGGAGGAGCAAGAGAGUAAGGCUGAAAUGCAACGUCUCAUCUCCAAGCUCAACUCCGAGGUCACCACCUGGAGGACCAAAUAUGAGACAGAUGCCAUCCAGAAAACUGAGGAACUGGAAGAGACAAAGCGCAAACUGGCUGCCAGGCUCCAGGAGGCAGAGGAGACUGCGGAAGCAGCACAGGCUCGAGCAGCCAGUUUGGAAAAGGCCAAACAGCGGCUGCAAGGAGAGGUGGAGGACCUCACCAUUGACCUGGAGAAGGCCAAUGCUGCAGCUGCAGCCCUGGACAAGAAGCAGCGCACUUUUGACAAAAUGAUCUCAGACUGGAGUCAGAAGUGUGAAGAACUGCAGUUAGAGCUGGACAGCUCCCAAAAAGACUGUCGUACCCAAAUGACGGAAAUCUACAAACUGAAAACUGUCUAUGAAGAGAAUGUAGAUCACUUGGAGACUGUGAAGAAGGAGAAUAAAAACCUCUCAGAUGAGAUCAAGGACUUAGUGGAACAGCUGGGUGAAGGUGGAAAAAGUGUCCAUGAGCUGCAGAAGGCAAAGAAGAAGCUGGAAAUUGAGAAGGAUGAGCUGCAGCUGGCCCUAGAGGAGGCUGAAGCCUCUUAUGAGGUUUCAGAAGGUAAAGUCAUUCGCAUCCAGCUGGAGCUUGCUCAAGUUAAAGCUGACAUUGAUCGCAGAAUUCAUGAGAAGGAAGAAGAAUUUGAAGUGACAAGGAAAAACCACCAACGUGCUGUGGAGUCCCUCCAAGCUAGCCUGGAAGCAGAGGCCAAAGGUCGGGCUGAGGCUCUGAGGCUGAAGAAGAAGAUGGAGUCUGACCUUAAUGAGAUGGAGAUCCAGCUGGACCAUGCCAACAAGAACAACUCUGAACUGGUUAAGACUCUCAAGAAGCUGCAGCAGCAGAUCAAAGACAUGCAGAUGCAGAUGGACGAGGACGCCCGCCAGCAUGAGGAGCUGAGGGAGAAGUAUACCUUGCAGGAUCGUCGUCUCAGCUUACUGCAGACGGAGCUGUCGGAGGUGCGCAGUGGGCUGGAGGCCUCCGAGCACUCCCGCAAGGUUAUCGAGCAGGACCUAGUGGAGAUUACCGAGCGGCACAGUGAGCUCAACAUCCAGAAUCACAAUUUGAUCACCAUCAAACGAAAAAUGGAGUCAGACAUGACACGCAUCAUUAAUGAAAACGAAGAGCUCAUCAGCGAAUUCCGUUCUGCUGAGGAAAGAGCUAAGAAGGCGGUCACUGAUGCUACCCGCAUGGCAGAGGAGCUAAGACAGGAACAGGACCAUUGCCUCCACCUGGAGAAGGUCAAGAAGAACAAUGAGAUAGUUAUCAAAGACUUGCAGCUCAAGGUGGAGGAAGCUGAGCAGCUGGCACUGAAGGCUGGGAAACGCACAAUCCAGAAACUGGAGACUAAGGUAAAGGAACUGGAAAGUGAACUGGAUGCAGAGCAGAAACGUCAUGUCGAGACCACGAAGACCCUGCACAAGAACGACCGCCGUCUUAAAGAGCUGGUGUUUCAAACCGAGGAGGAACACAAGACCAACCAGCGCAUGCAAGAGCUGGUGGAGAAGCUGCAGAGCAAACUAAAGUCAUACAAGAGACAGAUUGACGAGGCUGAAGAGCAAGCCACUGUUACCCUGUCCAAGUACAGGAAGACAGUGAAUGAGCUGGACGAUGCUGAGGAGAGGGCCGGUAUAGCAGAGGCUGCCCUGAAUAAACUCCGCACGAGGAAUCGUGCCUCAGUGGGGAAGGGCAUUACCUCCGUGGAGAUAAUUCAGGUGUCCAAGUCAUCCUCCUCCAAGACGACCACUGAGGAGUAGAGUGUUCUGAACAUUGCUGGUGAGCUGGAGUUUGGCUAGUGUCCUUAUCUACCAUCCUGUUUUUCAUUCAAUGAAA
Scleropages formosus (Asian bonytongue) is the source of this 5917-nucleotide messenger RNA. Its product is annotated as myosin-16-like. Gene Ontology annotation, cellular component: myosin filament; myosin II complex; cytoplasm. The transcript has 41 exons. Lineage: Eukaryota; Metazoa; Chordata; Actinopteri; Osteoglossiformes; Osteoglossidae. The record is from RefSeq and is a predicted model, not a curated record. The coding region runs from base 1 to 5841 and encodes 1946 amino acids. Gene Ontology annotation, molecular function: actin filament binding; ATP binding; microfilament motor activity.